Messenger RNA from Engraulis encrasicolus (European anchovy), 7917 nucleotides. It is a transcript of the gene plekho1b, whose product is annotated as pleckstrin homology domain containing, family O member 1b. The record is from RefSeq and is a predicted model, not a curated record. Lineage: Eukaryota; Metazoa; Chordata; Actinopteri; Clupeiformes; Engraulidae. The transcript has 6 exons. Bases 344 to 1684 code for a protein of 446 amino acids. Gene Ontology annotation, cellular component: muscle cell projection membrane; ruffle membrane. Gene Ontology annotation, biological process: regulation of myoblast fusion.
ACCAAGUCAAGAGAGUGGGGGACGCGCGCAAGAGGUCGUGGCACACUGACUGGCGCAACCCGAGACUUUUCUGUUUAGUUCGGCGAUAUGUUUGUGAGACAGUGACAUAGCUGAGCAGUUGAGUGAGAAGUGCAGGGAGGCAGGACGCGAUCGCGAGACGGAGACGGAGAGGAGGUAGCGGCAGUCGAACGUGGGGAGGAGAGGCGAAGUAAAGCCGACCAGGCUCCGUAGUUUUCUUGGAAUCUAUCGCAUGUCAUUUCCAACUCGCAUUGUGCACGGAUAAAGCUAAUUCCACGAGACUGGGGCUAGGCUGGAGGAAGCAGCAGUUACGGAUUGAUUUAAAAUGAAGAAAAACAAUUCGGCGAAACGGGGUCCGCAGGAUGCCAACCAGCAGUCCUCGCAGCCAGACAAAGUCGGAUGGAUUCGUAAAUUUUGUGGAAAGGGGAUUUUCAGGGAAAUCUGGAAAAACCGAUUUGUUAUACUCAAAGGGGACCACCUCUUCAUCUCGGAGAAAGAGGUGAAAGAUGAGAAGAAGAUCCAGGAAGUGGUGGACCUGACGGACUACGAGCGUUCCGAAGAGCUCCGCAAAGCCAAGAGCCGCAGCAAGAAGAACCACAGCAAGUUCACGCUGCUGCGAUCGCGCCAACCUGGCAACACGGUCCCGAACCUGGUCUUCCUGGCGGUUAGUCCAGAGGAGAAGGAGUCUUGGAUUAAUGCGAUCAAUGGAGCCAUCACCAAGGCCAAAAACCGCAUCCUGGAUGAGGUCACGGUGGAGGAAGAGAGUUUCCUGGCCCAUCCGACACGUGACCGGGCGAAGAUCCCUCACACGCGGCGCCUGCCGACCAGAGGCCACCUCAUGGCAGUGGCGUCGACAUCUAACUCGGAGGGCAUGCUGACCCUUGACCUGAUCCAGGAGGAGGACCUCCCGGAUGGUCUGCGGGUCACCGUGGACAAGUCUCCCACCUCCUGCAGCUCCACGCCCGCCGCCUCCUCGCCCGACCCCCAGCGGCUCCUGAGCCCAGACUCCGCCCACAACGGCACCGGCACGUCCGGCGACACCCACAGCAAGUCGCAGUCCCUCCCCCGGCAGACCGAGGCGGCUGUCGGGGCCGGGGGCGGAGCCAGGACGCCGCAGCCGGGACGCAAGCUGACGGCGGCCGAGAAGAGUCGCUGCGCCUCCAUGGACGAGAUCCUGACGCACUCGGAGCCGCGCCACCACCACGCCAUCGGCACCUCCUCCUCCACUGGGUUCCGGAAGGGCGGCAUGGGCAUGCCGCAUUGCUCGGCCUCCGCCCCGGCCGCCUCGCUGCACCCCGUCAGCCAGCUGCAGGAGCUGAUCUGCCAGAAGCUGGAGCGCACCCAGGAGCUGCUGGUGGAGGUGCGCAGGGGCAGUGGCAGCGUCGGGGGCGGAGUCGGGGAGCGGGACAGCGGGGCGCGGGCCGAGGCAGAGAGGCUCCUGGAGGAGGCCACGUCUACAUGGGGGCAGGCGCGGGACGUACUGGAGGAGGUCAAGGAGCUGCGCGCGCUCUGCAAGCAGCUGGACUCGGGCGGUGGUGGCGCCGCUGGCACGGCAAACGGAACCCUCAGCGCGUCCGCUUCGGCCAGCCCCAUCACCGCCAACGCCACGCCAAGCGGCAAAGUCAAGAGCCCGCAGCAGACGAACUACAGGAAGAGCCUGAUGUGAUGUCAUAAUGUGAUGUCACUACAGGAAGAGCCUGUCGUGAUGUCAUCAUGUGAUGUCACUGCAGGAAGAGCCUGUCAUGAUGUCAUCAUGUGAUGUCACUACAGGAAGAGCCUGUCGUGAUGUCAUCAUGUGAUGUCACUGCAGGAAGAGCCUGUCGUGGUGAUCACAUGGCCCAUUGGGAAUACGGGAGAUGGAUGGACUCACUCCUGGUGGACCUUAAGCGCUUUUUUUUUCGGAUCACCAAUGAGAUUAUUACCAAUUUAUUACCAACGUCACCCUCUCCCCACCCCCCGCCCCACCUCCUCCUACACCAGCUCCCACACACCAGCAGCGAAGUUACCGUAGGGUAGAGGCAGCGCAUUUCAGAAUUGAAACUGAAUGCACACACACCAACACAAGCGCACACACACAGACACACACACACACACAUGGGCUAUCUCCAGCUCUGCACCCGCGCUUCUUUUGUGCGGCGGUGAUAUGACAUCGUGAGUGUAAACCAUGACACAGACUCCGCUGAAGACUGUGUGAACUGUACAGGUUUCUAAAAGGCGUGUGUGUGUGUGGAGGCUGUGUACUGUAGGUGUGAGUGAGCCUCUGGUUCGAUUCUCCCGACCUACUCUGCACCAAUGAACUCUCAGGUGGGGUGUGUCUAUCAAGUGCUGGCACCAUAUGUCUGUAGAGUGGGGGGUAGAGUGGGGGCGGUACAGUAUGAAUAAGCCCAAAUUUUGGGGGUGGGUUGAGGUGGGUACAAGUGGUGCGUUCGUUUAUGCCUCGGGUCCCAAGCGAGGUCCAUGAUUGGCUGACUUUAAGCCAAUAGGCAUGCGAAAAAGGGCCGUCUUAGCACACGUCCGUCGCCAAGCAACCUACUUGGAUCUGCGAGCGGACUUGAUAAGCGAAUGCACCAAAAGCCAGGAAGAGAGGGUGAGGUGGCAGCCACUGAGGUGCAAUGCCCCUCGCCACCUUCCCCCCACCAUUUUUCUUAUGCCAGCCUGUACGAAUAUGAAUGUGUUCCUUUUAAUGUUUCGACACACAUGGGCAGACCUUCGCUCCGCUGUAGGGGGGUGGGGGGCACGUUAUUCAGCCCACUGGGCCCACCUUCUCCAAAGCAAGUUUCCUGAACCCAACAUGGCAGACACACGUGCAUGAACGAUUGCGUGUCUCUCCUGCUUCAUUAGCAGGACAUGAGCCUACACUCCGCACAUAGUACGUAUGUGAGGGCCAGGGUCAGACACAAGGGCCAGGGUGAGACUCUGUGAUCCAGGAGCCCAGACUGACGAAGCCAAUGUUAGAUCCAUGUACUGUACAAUAGAUAGUACAUGACAUUGUCCACUGGCUCCACUGGAUUCCAUGUUAUUGGUGUUGUGGUGGGGCUGGUGGCUUGGGGCGACUUGUGGCUUGGUGGGGGGGCUGUCUUUGCAAAUCAGAGAGAGAACAGAGAACAGCUCCCCCUCUCCCCCCUCCCCUCCCCCUUUCAACAGCUGCUCUAAAGUACAGUCACACAGGUCAGGACAGGACAGGACUAGCCUCGUGUGUUUCUGUUAUGCUGAAUCCCUUGUAGGGCUGAAGUCUGAGCCAGUGGUUAAGCGCCAAGAGAAUCAGGUACUAGAACCGAACCGUAAAAAACCCAAACCGAGCUGAAAUUCCAUGCAGUAACCAGUGUUGCAAGAUUAGGCGGUUACCUGCCCAAUUGGGCUACUUUUGAUGGCCGUCUGGGGGUAAAAACGUGAAAAAUUGGCCAUUUGGCUUUUUUUUCUGGAGUUUUGUGCCCAUAGAAAUCAAUGGAAUUUGUUGAACUUGGGCGGAAUUUACCGCAUUUUGGCGGUUUUUGAGAACCUUUUGGGCGGGAUUUCAUCUGACACAUCUGGCAACACUGGCAGUAACCUGAACGGACCUACAGUAGGUCAAGGUCAUGGGUUGGUAGAGAUGGAGGGAUAGAAAGACAGAGAGAGAGAGAGGUGGGGAGUAGUGACCGAUCACACAUUUUGCACUAUAGACUAUGCUGUAAAUCGAAUCAAACAAACAAAUGAAUGAAUGACCUAAGCAGCAGAAGAGACAAUCUUACUGUAGCCAGGACCACACACAAAGCAAAGGCCAGCAGCGUCAGGUCUCGACUUAUUACACCCAAGUGGCAUUUCCUAAACUGGUGUCAUUCAAAAAGAAACAAACAAAAAAAACAACUACACUUAAGCUGCCUUAGUGUUCCUUCAAAGAGGCCGUGUGCACACUCACACACACAAACGUACACACACAGGGCCUAUACUAAGAAACUGGUUCAAGAUUAAACCAGGUUAAGUUAAGGGGUAAAUCAUCUAAUUGAAGAGCCUGGAGUGAAGAAAAUGAGGACUCCAGGCUCUUCUAUUAGAUUAUUUAACUUAACCUGGUUUACUCUUGAACCAGCUUCUAAGUAUAGGCCCUCAGUAACUUGCUCUUGCUAGUUAUACCAGUUGAAGUGUGUGAGCUCCUGCUGGACCGUGCUCAGUUCUCCUGCCUGCUGUAAAGGCUGGAAUAUGUUUGCUACAGAUUAUGUGCAUGUGUUCAUUUCACUCACAAAUGCAUCGCCAUGCGUCUUUUUAUGACCCAUUAUGCACGGCAGGUCACUUGAACACACGGUAACGUGACACUGGGCGUGCUCGUGCGAACAAGUGCAUAGGUGAGAGACGCCGCGCUCACGGUAGUUUAAAACAAUGGCGGAAACAAAUAGAUGAUUGGUAUAUGAUACCUCCAGUGUUGUUCGCAGUGCUCUGUUAGUUCUGUAGUUAAGUAUGAGCAUUGGCGUCGUGAACAAUAGUAUGCACGUGUUGGGUCGUACAGCUAGCAAAUUCCAGCCUUUUAUCAAGGAGACUGAUGUAAACUGGACAAGCUUGAUCUUGGUGGGUUGUGUGCAAAAGCUUUCGGGUUUUUUAUUUCUUUUUCCUUCAGAGUUUGGGUAACUAUGCAACGUUGCUGACAAACAUUAAAUGAAAUCAUGGGCAAGAGUAAGAGUCGCUGUGUAGGUCUUACGGUGAAAUGACCAAAGGGUAGAGGCUUACUGUAUGUCUAGCCAGCAACCCCAAUGCUUUGGUCUACAGUUCCUGUGUAGGUUAAAAUGUGUUUGCACAAUUUCUGUGAUUACAGUUCAGUUCAGUUCUGCACUGUCAUUCACACUCAAAAAAUUACCAACAGUGUUAUAUAUAUUUUUUGUAUUUUUAUUGUUUAAAGUGCUUUUUUGUAGGGCAAUAAAAAAAAUGCUUGAUUUUGAGGACAACAAACAAAGGAGGGGCCUGUUUUUGUGUGUUUGUGCAAAGCAACAUUUCUGAUUUUCGAACAAUAAAUCAUCAAACUCACACAUUCCCAUAUGACAUGUAAAGUGGAAAGUAGACCUGCCAAAGUUUGACUAAAGCACAAGAAUCCCCAGUGUCACACUGGAGAGGACGUUGCGUUUUGUUUUGUUUUUUUUUGUUUUUUACCAAUUCCUAACAGUUCAGGGAUGCAUUUCUGGAAAGUGUAGUUGUUAGCAGUUAGCAACUUUGGUAGUUGCCAAUGGGAAAUUGCAUUGCAACCAACAAAGUAGCUAACACAGUUAGCAGCUACGCUUUCUAGAAAUGCACCCCAGCAGUCAUGUUAUUGUCUGGAGGUAAUUCCACUUUCUGUGCUCUGCCUAUUGUCUGGAAAAGAGGACACAUGGGUGUGGUCUCUUGAAUGCAAUCACUCACUGUUUGCCAGCUACCUUUGUCAUUCUGUUCUUUAAAUAUAAAACAUCUGGAUACCGGGCGGUGCAGCUGUUUUUCAGUGUUCCCUUUCUCUUCUCUUCUCCUCUCUCUCUCUCUCUCUCUCUCUCUCUCUCUCUCUCUCUCUCUCUCUCUCUCUCUCUCUCUCUCUCUCUCUUCCGGCACUAUUUGGGGAUGAGUGUGGAGGUGUUAAUGAUGAUGGUGUGUCACGCUGACAAGUCUGUGCUAUAGCAGACAGCUGAACCUCUACUCUACGCCUACAGCUACAGCUCAAGACAAUGUCUGUAGCUCAUUAACCUGAAUGUCCUGGAAGAUGAGUAGAGAGUGUAUUGAGGGUUUUCAUCAUCCGGGAAGCUGACGGGAGAGUGCAUUGAGGGGUUUCAUUAGCCAGGCCGUGCCCUUCUAGUGACACAACACCUUCAGCGUUGCUUCUAGUCAGGCCAAGAGCAAUACAAAUAUUGUUUCUGAGCUCCUGAAAAAAACAGGAACUCCUUCCACUUUGUCAGGAGCAAGUGAAGUGAAAAGUGAAAGCCCAUUGGGAAACUCCAACUCCCAUUGUCAUUGUGACACAGCACUCCACAGCACACAAGUGAACACUGCACACUGCACACAACAAAAUUGCAUUUAUGCCUCACCCGUGCAAGGGGGCAGCCCUCAGUGGCGCCCCAUGGGGAGCAGUGCGGUGGGACGGUACCAUGCUCAGGGUACCUCAGUCAUGGAGGAGAGCACUGGUUGAUUACUCCCCCCACCAACCUGGCGGGUCGGGAGUCGAACCGGCAACCUCUGGGAUGCAAGUCUGACGCCCUAACCGCUCACCCAUGACUGCCCAACCAACCAUUAGCAAACCAAUAGAGGCUGGUCAACGAUGCCGUUUGGGAAAUGCUAAUUGUUAUGCUCUUGGUCAGACCAAGUCUCGAGGAGAUUUGAAAGUCGGUGAUAAUCAGGCUAGGUUUUCAUCGUCCUGGAAGCUGACGAGAGAGCGUAUUGAGGGUUUUCAUCUGACCUUCGUUUGUCUCGGUAGAGGUCAGGCCGGCCAGGUGGGCUAGUUGUCUGAGUGAGUGUCCUCCACCAUGGUCAGCCCCUCAUGAAAAGAGCAUUGUUUGUUACGUAAUCCUGGUUGCCAUAGGACCACUCACUCUCUCUGAGGCCUACGUAUUCUCAGACUGUCACAUUGUUUAACAUUGUUAAAGAGUUCAACCAACGGGUGAAUUUCUGACAGAGAAAUUUGAAAAUUACACUGGUGGCUGCAGUACAGUUCCAAGGUAAUUUUUCUACCAAAAAAAGGUCCUCAAUAAUGUCAGAAGCUUAAAGCCAUUUCCAACUUUUAUGUCAAUGUCUGACCCAACUGGCUGAAACAUGUCAACUCCAUCAGAUGAGAAAUACUUGUGGGGUAACACUCAAAAGACCAUUUGUUACUGUAACAGAGCAUCCACGCACAGUCACACUGGUAGAGAAGAGGAAAUCUGGCUUUGGGCAUGCGCUUUGUGACUCUUAUCGAGUAGUAGCAAGUCCAGCACACUUCCUUCUAUCCAGGGCUUGACAUUGGCACCUGCCAACCGGCCAAAUGCUGGUAACUUAGUUGCCUGUGGCUAGUAACAAUUUCAGUCUCUGUAGCGACUUAUUGAUAGAUGUGACGAAUCACAGUAGUUGCAUCAGCUGUUUGUAUUUAAAUGCAAGAAUAUUCUAAAGAAACUGACUACAACACUGUGGCUAGCAGGAAGGAUAAAUGGCUAGAGACUCUGGGAAAACCACUUGCUACAGUGGCUGGUGAGCAAAAAAAGUUAGUGUCAAGCCCUGCUCCCAUCCUCAACUGUAGAACAGACCCUAUGGAGGUUGUCAGUGGAUGGAGGUGCUUUGGGGAAACUUAAAAUCCUUUCUGUGAGCAACAGCACACUCUGAGGCUUGACAAAUGCUUGAAACAACAGCACAUGCUCAUGGUUGCAACUUAGCCGUGAUUUAAAAUGCAAUCUGACGUGAAGGAAUGCAGCCCAAGCAGAUUUGUGUGAUUUGCACAGGAAGCACUGGAAAAUGUUUGGGGUUUUCCAUGUAAAUAGCUUGUCCCCUGAAAUGCCAUAGUUUUAUUGACGGCCUUCUUCUUGGAAUGUGGUCUCAAAAAAAUUGCACCAAACGGUGUAAAAGAUUCCUAUAAUCUUGAACAUGCAGUGCAGCGCAGUAUGUUACAGUGUCCGUCCUCCAUUUUGUUUGUCCUUUAUUUGACCUUCAACAUCCCUCAUUGUACCAAAUUCAGGCCUAAACAGCAUCAGCGGUUAUUGGGUUAAGCCUUGAGGCUCAGGUUGUGUCGGUAAGGGUAUUUUUUUAUAACGCAAAACAGGGUGUUUCCCCUCCUGAAUAAUCUACAUAGGUUCCUCAGUGACUGUAAUAAUGUUCACACUGUUGUCGUGAAAAUGAGAAUGUAUGGUCGGUGGCAUUGAUGUACAUGAGGUGUUAACCUGUUUAAUGUUCAUUUACUCUGGAACCUUGUCUCCAAUAGUUUAUAGCCCUGAAUCCUCAGGGUUUUAUUUGAAU